Messenger RNA from Tigriopus californicus, 1256 nucleotides. Its product is annotated as carbohydrate sulfotransferase 3-like. Gene Ontology annotation, molecular function: N-acetylglucosamine 6-O-sulfotransferase activity. The coding region runs from base 1 to 1143 and encodes 380 amino acids. NCBI's taxonomy places the organism in Eukaryota, Metazoa, Arthropoda, Copepoda, Harpacticoida, Harpacticidae. The record is from RefSeq and is a predicted model, not a curated record. The transcript has 4 exons. Gene Ontology annotation, biological process: sulfur compound metabolic process; N-acetylglucosamine metabolic process.
AUGUCGAAGUUACAACUGAUCAGUUUCGUCACAGAAGUAGAUGGCAUGGAAUCAAGACAUCGAGGAACGAGAGUUUUGCCAGGUAAAAAUCAUGCCGUGGCUUACCUGAAGUAUGAAGAGGUUCGACAUGUCGUGAGGAAUUCCCGAUUUCAGCCUGGCCAAGAGAUCGAAUUCGGUCAAAGUGAGAGCAUCCUCUUGCUCAGCACUUGGAGGUCAGGAUCUACAUUCCUGGGCGAGCUUCUAAACCAGAUGCCUGGAACGUUCUACAAUUUUGAGCCUUUGAUUUCUUUGACCGUCAAGGCUUCAAACCUACUCCAGAAAUGGCCACUGACCUACAUCCACGACAUGAUUCACUGCCGGACCUCUCAGGAAUUCCUGGACUCAUCCUCAGACCUGUUCAACGAGUUCACCCUGUCAAGGAACGUUCGCCCUUGGGAUGCGUGUCAAUUCGUGAGAGUGAGAGGAACCGAUGAAAAUUUCUGCUUCAAUGCCACCAUGUACAAUGAACUAUGUCGGUUGUAUCCGAAGAGGCUCGUCAAAGCUGUGAGGGGAAAGUUGGCGGAUCUAAAAAGUUUAUUGAUUGACAAGACGAAGUUCGGAGAUUUGUCGUCAAACUUGAAAAUAGUGGUGCUCUUGCGAGAUCCCAGAGGAAUUAUGAAGUCCAGAUAUGAUGUGAAGUGGUGUCAGGAUGAGUGCUUGGAUGAAGCUGAGCUUUGCAGGAAUUUGGAAUCCAAUUUGAACGAGGCUCAACUUCUGGCCCAGACCCAUCCCGACCAAGUGUAUUUGCUCCGUUAUGAAGAUUUGUGUCUCAUGCCCGAGAAGCAUGUGGUGUCUUUGUUCCAGUUCUUGGGACAACCCGUUAGUCAAGUCAUCAAAAAGUACACCGUGUUCCACAUGUCAACCCAAGAUUCAGAUCAAUACGGGACUCGACGGAAGGCCAAAAAUCAAGCCUUUCUUUGGACCAAGGAAAUGUCCAUCUCGGACAUACGUCGGGUUGAAGGCCGAUGCCAAAACUUCAUGACCAAAGCGGGCUAUGUCGCUUUUCCCCAUGAUCCCCAAGGGACUGACGCGUUCCAAUUUCUCACUUCGGACACAGAGUUGUGGAAUUAUACCGAGACAAACGAGCAUUGGUUUCUGGCAUGAAAGGAAAAGAUUGAUUGAUCAAAAAAAAUGUUUUUCAAGAUUGUUCCAGUUCUUUUGAGUUGUGUUUUCCUUCGACGUUUCUUUCCACGGAAAAUAUCAGUCUGGAAACUCUG